Sarcophilus harrisii (Tasmanian devil) is the source of this 2356-nucleotide messenger RNA. It is a transcript of the gene GPNMB, whose product is annotated as glycoprotein nmb. The coding region runs from base 210 to 1922 and encodes 570 amino acids. Lineage: Eukaryota; Metazoa; Chordata; Mammalia; Dasyuromorphia; Dasyuridae. Gene Ontology annotation, biological process: cell adhesion. The transcript is spliced from 12 exons. The record is from RefSeq and is a predicted model, not a curated record. Gene Ontology annotation, molecular function: integrin binding.
GUUCUCAGGAUUGAACUGAAGACACCAGAUCAGGCAAGCAAGCUUAGCCCCAUCACAUGAUGCGCCCCCAGGCCCUCUUUAAUUGAGGAGAGGAGGAGCUGGACCUCAGCUGGGACCAGGAGGAUAUCUGCCACUCUCCCCCAAGUGGCUCCAGAACAGGAAGUCCCAGUUGCGAGCCAGCCCGGCCGGGAGUUCGGUCCUCUGCCCCCAUGGCAGGCUUCUGCUACCUUCUGGGACUCCUUCUCUUGGCGGCCAGCAUCCCCUUCCAUGCUGCUAAACGAUUUCGAGACGUGGCAAACCAUGGAGGGGCUGCGGCCUCUGCCUUUAGGCACCAGGACCGACUUCAAGGCUGGUCUCCCGACCAGAACAUAUGGAAUGAAAAACUCUAUCCUGUCUGGAGAGAGGGAGACUCCCGGUGGAAAAGCUGCUGGAAAGGAGGACAGGUGCGGGCCAUCCUGACCAGCGACUCCCCAGCACUGGUGGGGUCCAACAUCACCUUUGUCGUGAGCCUGGUGUUCCCCAGAUGUCAAAAGGAAGUGGAGAGUGGAGACAUCGUCUAUGAUCAGAGCUGCAAGAACGACACUGCCUCAUCCUCAGAUUCUUAUGUGUACAACUGGACUAUGGAGGAAAGAGACUGGGGAAAGUGCCCAAACAGAAGUACUCACCAUGUGUUUCCAGAUGGGAAGCCCUUUCCUUGCCAUCCUGGAUGGAAGAAGAAGAAUUUUGUUUACAUAUUUCAUACACUAGGUCAGUAUUUCCCAAAAUUGGGACGAUCCUCAGCUGCAGUUUCUAUAAACACAGCCAACAUGCCUCUUGGUCCCCAACUCAUGGAAGUAAAUGUGUACAGAAGAGGACACAAAACAUAUGUCCCAGUCGCAUCAACCAGGGACAUAUAUACAAUAACAGAUGAAAUUCCUGUAUUUGUGAAUAUGUCCCAGAAAAACGACCGCAAUUCAUCUGAUGAUAUCUUCAUCAAGGACCUUCCUAUUCUGUUUGAUGUUCACCUUCACGAUCCCAGCCACUUCCUGAACACCUCUGCAAUCCACUACAAGUGGAAGUUUGGAGACAACAGCGGCUUGUUUGUUUCAAGCAGUGCUGUUUUCAAUCAUACUUACACACUCAAUGGAAGCUUCAUUCUAAAUCUGACCGUCCAAGCGGCUGUCCCCGGACCGUGUCCUGGGCCUUCACCCAGUCCCCCAACACCUACCUCUCCUCACUUUAUAGUAAGUACCGUAAACUCCUCCUACGCCGCCAUCCCGUUGCCUCCUGGGGCCGGCCUGCAAGAUUGGAGGAGAGAUGCUCCUGAUGGAAGCUGCCAGAUCAUCAGAUAUGGCCAUUUCACAGCCUCCCUCACUAUCGUCGAGGGAAUCCUGGAAGUGAAUAUCAUCCAGAUGACCAAUAUUCAGAAGUCGAUGUCACAGACUGAGGAUUCCGCUGUCGACUUUGUUGUCACCUGCCAGGGAAACACUCUUACUGACGUCUGUACAGUUAUUUCUGAUCCUACGUGCCAAUGGCCCCAGAACACAGUCUGUGACCCUGUGGAAGUCAAUGACCAGUGCUUGUUGACCAUAAGGAGAGCCUUCAGGGAAAAUGGGAUGUAUUGUGUGAACCUUACUUUGGGUAACGAGGCCAGUCUGGCCCUUACAAGUACAUUGGUCUCUAUCAGUGGAAAAGCUCCAGGGUCACCUUCCAGAGCAGGAGCAGGCAUCUUGGUCUCCAUCGGCGCCUUGGUUAUCUUCACUGUUGUUCUAACCUUCUUUGUGUACAAGCGAUACAAAGAAUUCAAACUAAUUGAAAGCUGCCCCGGGAAGGUGGGAAAGAACAAUGGCCUGGAUGUUUCUUUCCAUAAGAAGAAGACUGUGUUCUUCCCGGCAAACAAUGAGAAGGAUCCGCUGCUGAAGAGAGAGCCUGGAAUUGUUUAACACUCACAGCCAAUCUGGGCCUUUAUAGUGCACACGACAACGGGCGUGAGUUUGUCCCUGCUGUCUGCCUGAUUUUAGACCCCCGAUGCCCACAGCCCACUUGCAGUGGGGAGCUCGCCUGUACCUUGAGAUCUGUAAUGAAAAACAAAUGAUACCAACGGCAAUAUUCCAGGACCCGGUAUCUUGAUGUCCUUGACUUCACAGAGGAAAAUACCUUUCUGUACUGCCUGGAUCUGUUUACAUCACGAAUAAAUUUGCAAAAAGACAAAUUAAGGCUUGAUGGUAGGCAAAACAUCCUAGUUGUCAGGGCUGGCCAAGAACGGAAUGGUUUGCUUUAAGAAAUUGUUGGUUGCUGUCGCCGGAGGUACUCGGGAGAUGGCUAGAUGAUCACUGGGAGCAAGGGGAUGUUUGAUCAGGCAGAGAUUGUGUCUGCU